GACCACGAAGUACUAGUGGCCAGUCUAGUCUAUUUUUAGCACACUUGGCAAGAUGGCAGCGGGCGAGCAUGUCGGGUUGUUCCCGUGGCUGGUUAUGCUACUUUUACCGGAGGAAUGCUACGUGGAAUUCUUUGAGAAGUUCAAUUUCUUCGACGGACCAUGCCUGAAGAUUGCUAUCAGCAAAGGACUUGGAUUUGGGAUCAUUCUCGGAUCGGUCAUGGUGAAACUGCCUCAGAUCGUCAAGAUUAUCAUGUCCAAGAGUGGGGCAGGCAUCAAUGUGAUGGCGGUCACCUUUGAACUGACGGCCAUCUCGUUUACUUGGGCAUAUGCUGUGGCAAACUCUUUCCCUUUCUCUGCUUGGGGUGAAGCCUUGUUCAUGGCAGUCCAGACUUCCGCUAUCGCCACCCUCUGUUUCUGGUACAAAGAGCAGACGCUACAGGCCAUCCUCUACGUCUCCGGUUACCUAGCUGUCAUGUGGGUCCUUCUGUCGGGUGUCACUCCUCUGAGUGUCCUGUCGGCCAUGCAAGCGACCAACAUUCCUAUCGUGGUCCUUAGCAAGCUGAUUCAAGCUCAGACCAACUACAGCAACGGCCACACUGGCCAGCUAUCGGCCGUCACAGUCUUCCUACUAACCCUCGGCAGCUUGGCCAGGGUCUUCACCACAAUUCAGGAGACGGGCGACGACAUGAUGACCUUGACUUACAUCAUCUCCACCGCAGCCAACGCAGUUGUGGCCUUCCAGGUCUUGUGGUACUGGAAACGGACUGAGGAGUUUACCAAGCGUCAGCAAUCCAAGAAGGAUUAGAAGAGACACUUUUGGAAUCUUCCUUAUUCCGCCUUCAUAAUUCUGCAUUUCCUUAUGUGCAGUUCUUUAUUCAGAGUUGGAAUAUUAAUUUCAAAAACCUGGAGUUUGAUCUUGGCUGAUUUUUUGGGUGGUUCCGGUAAAUGGAUUCAAUCGUAGACAAUCUUAAGGUUCACAAUUUUGGUUGAUGCCGAUUUGAUCUUACUGGAUGAGUGGUUUUGCAAGAGUAUUUGUUUAUAAAAACUUUCCAUACCUCUUGUACAAGUUUCCUCUGUAAAGCCUGAAGCAGGGUAUGUGCUGGA
Molecule: messenger RNA, 1104 nt
Organism: Patiria miniata (bat star)
Lineage: Eukaryota; Metazoa; Echinodermata; Asteroidea; Valvatida; Asterinidae
Gene: mpdu1
Product: mannose-P-dolichol utilization defect 1 protein-like
Exons: 5
Coding region: 53-805 (250 amino acids)
Biological process (GO): oligosaccharide biosynthetic process
Source: RefSeq, a predicted model, not a curated record